UUUAGGUAGUGGAUGGAGCCUUUCCUUCAUGUUGAAUGUCUACUUUUCGGACUGAUUGCUAAACUACUAUGGCCUGUCGAAGAGCAGGAAAUCACAUGCAGUUCCUCUCCUCCAUGUGUUCUUCCAUGGUGAACUGUCAUAAAUCUCCAUCACGUUCAAGUAAAAUUCAUAGCAUUUGCAUGGUGUCGGACUUUUUUUAUCCAAACAUGGGAGGAGUGGAAAGCCACAUCUACCAAUUGUCACAGUGCCUAAUUGAAAGAGGACACCAAGUUAUCAUUGUCACUCAUGCGUAUGAAGACCGUAAAGGCAUUCGUUACCUCACCAAUGGACUGAAAGUCUAUUAUUUGCCAUUAAGAGUCAUGUACAACCAGUCUACUGCAACAACUCUCUUCCAUAGCCUGCCUCUGCUCAGGUAUAUAUUUGUACGUGAAAGAGUCACCAUUGUCCAUGCCCAUAGUUUGUUUUCUGCUAUGGCUCAUGAUGCCCUGUUCCAUGCCAAGACAAUGCAACUUUGGACAGUUUUUACAGACCAUUCCCUUUUUGGAUUUGCUGAUGUUAGUUCGGUGCUUACAAACAAACUCUUGACUGUAUCGCUAUGUGAUACAAACCACAUCAUAUGUGUUUCUUACACUAGCAAGGAAAAUACUGUGUUGAGAGCAGCACUGAAUCCUGAAAUAGUUUCUGUCAUUCCUAAUGCCGUUGAUCCUACUGACUUCACUCCAGAUGUAUCUAGAAGAGAUAAAAGCACAAUAACUGUUGUUGUUGUGAGCAGGCUCGUAUAUAGAAAAGGUAAUGAGAUCCAAAAUAUACGUUGCACUUCAUGUUGCUUCUUUCUAAUGCUAUAGAGUUGAUCAGAAAUUGCCUUUCUGUUUGUAUCUACCUUUUAAAUGCACUUAAGUUUUGCUGCAUGAUAUUAU
This is a messenger RNA of Lacerta agilis (Sand lizard), 917 nucleotides long. RefSeq names its product N-acetylglucosaminyl-phosphatidylinositol biosynthetic protein-like. The coding region runs from base 69 to 845 and encodes 258 amino acids. Lineage: Eukaryota; Metazoa; Chordata; Lepidosauria; Squamata; Lacertidae. The record is from RefSeq and is a predicted model, not a curated record. Gene Ontology annotation, molecular function: phosphatidylinositol N-acetylglucosaminyltransferase activity. The transcript has 2 exons. Gene Ontology annotation, biological process: GPI anchor biosynthetic process. Gene Ontology annotation, cellular component: glycosylphosphatidylinositol-N-acetylglucosaminyltransferase (GPI-GnT) complex.